This is a messenger RNA of Prunus dulcis (almond), 535 nucleotides long. RefSeq names its product vacuolar protein sorting-associated protein 22 homolog 1-like. The transcript is spliced from 3 exons. Bases 12 to 290 code for a protein of 92 amino acids. The record is from RefSeq and is a predicted model, not a curated record. Lineage: Eukaryota; Viridiplantae; Streptophyta; Magnoliopsida; Rosales; Rosaceae.
AACUCUGCAAUAUGGUUCAUCAGAGGCGAAAGAGUGAUCGUGAAGCUGUUUCUGAGGAUGAUUGCCUGUGUGCUAUAAGUUGGUUGAAGCUAAAUAUGGCUCAAGGAUUUGUGAUUGUUGAUGACGUAGAGAGACGGUUAUCUUGGACCACUGGCUGUGCAAUUGAUGCAUUCGACACUUUACUAGACGAGGGUCUUGCAAUGAUUGAUGAUGGCCACAAAGAUGGUAUUCGCCGAUAUUGGUUCCCUUGUGUAUCUUCCAUAUCGACUCCAGGAGGAGCUGACACUUAACAAACAUGAGGCUUCUCAAUAAUACCGGAGUUCAAAAGGGUUAUGUGUGCAUACUGAAUGAUGGCUGAUUUUUCUGUGAUUUCCUUUUGUAAUACUAGUUGGUCAAACAGACUGCUGAUGUAUAAAGGAGACAUUUGCAGGGAAUAACUCAUGUUACUUCCCUCUAUGUUACAAAUAGUUUUAUUGAUGAAGUAUAUUGGAAGAUCAUGAUGCUCUGCAAUGAAACUUAACACAAAUUUUUUGUA